CUUCCAAAAUGAUUAAAUGAAUCACAAAGUUUCUCCAUAUUCGAUCAUUCCCGGCAUUGUUCAGUGAGUUUUGCAGAAGGUCAUCAUGAGAUCAGGACAAAGGUUUAAAUCGGCUUACAGAUAUCAGACACUGAAAUAUUAUGAUACCCUAUAUGAUAUAUAUCGAUAAAUAUAUUGGAGAAACAAGAUAUAGCGUUUCAUAAAGGAGAUAUCUAUAGAUAUUUAGAACAUUGAUUAUGGCUACAAAUUCAACCCAAAACUUAGCUUAAGGCUUUAAGCCUAGGGAAUGUAACCGGGUCGGGUCGGGUUUGUCCGAGCUCGGACGUUUGGCUUAUGGAUCGAACCUAGCCAACGACAUGCCGUUUCUUUCCACAAAAAUCACAAGCAAUAAACCUCGAAUGCUGAGCGGCCAAAACCCCCAAAACCCAAACACAGUAGAAGAGACUCACUACUAGCUCCCUCCCUGCAAUGGCCUACUCUAAAGUCGUCUCUAGGUUAUCCUCCCGAUUACACCCCUCCUCCUUCACUCACAAGCUCACCAAAACGACGUCGUCCGAACUCUCUUCCCUCAAAUCGAGCCUUCACUUUCCGGCACCCGCUCCCGUCCGACGCAUUUCCAGGUUACCAUUGGAACUGAGCAGCGUGGAGUCGAUGAUGCCAUUGCACAGUGCAAUUGCUUCGGCGCGGUUAACAUCGAGCUUGUCAAUUGAGUCCCAGAGCUGGGGAUUAGUUCCUCAAGGAAUUUCAAUGCCUUUAUGACAGCUCUCUCUCUCUCUCUAUCAAGUUCUCGCAGAGAUUUUGUUUGACGGCAAUGUAGGGCACUCGUUGACAUUUUUAUUUAUGGAUUUUAGUAGCAUAAUGUGUUAAACAGUUUAUUGGGCAUCAGUGCUUGUUGAUUUUCAUCCUUUUGUCUGAAUACCUUUGUAAAGGAGGCUAAAUCUGUUCCUGCUCAACCAAGCUGGGGGACUAUUAAGUUGUUAUUUAAGGGAGGUGCCCAAUAAUGUGUUUCUAGUUUACUUAAUAUCUACUAUCUACCGGCUAUGAGUUGCAUGUCAAAUUACAAAGUUAUACACGACGCUGUGACAUUGUAAGGUGAUUCAAGUUCCAAUUUUAAGGCUGCUGGACAGUCGCUUGUUUUCAGAA
Rosa rugosa (rugosa rose) is the source of this 1143-nucleotide messenger RNA. Its product is annotated as protein NONRESPONDING TO OXYLIPINS 2, mitochondrial-like. Gene Ontology annotation, cellular component: mitochondrion. The record is from RefSeq and is a predicted model, not a curated record. Bases 469 to 759 code for a protein of 96 amino acids. The transcript is spliced from 3 exons. Lineage: Eukaryota; Viridiplantae; Streptophyta; Magnoliopsida; Rosales; Rosaceae.